Messenger RNA from Oryza sativa Japonica Group (Japanese rice), 3063 nucleotides. NCBI's taxonomy places the organism in Eukaryota, Viridiplantae, Streptophyta, Magnoliopsida, Poales, Poaceae. The record is from RefSeq and is a predicted model, not a curated record.
CAACCGGCCGGAGUCUACUACCUGUAGCCCCUUUCCUUUCAUAUAUAUAUACUCUGAUCUCAUGGAUGUGGUCGAUCGGCCAGGCUGCUCCUAUAUAAAGGGCGAGGUGUAUAGCAACAGAUGUAUGCUGCACGCAAUCAAUUCAGGUCUUGUAAGCUUGCAUAUAGCUGUCCAGAUAUGUUUGGUUGCUGACAACAAGCAUCUUGAUCGAUCGAGUUUCAGUAUAGUUAAGUUUCAGACUAUCAGGCAGCAUGGGAAGCAGAGGGUGUUCAUGCUGGCUCUUAAGCCUGGCACUGCUCUGCUCCCUGGCUGCUGCCAAGGAGCAAUACCAUGAGUUUGUGAUCAGGGAGACAACAGUGAAGAGGCUGUGCAAGAGCCAAAGCAUAAUGACGGUGAACGGGCAGUUCCCGGGGCCGACGCUGGAGAUAAAGGAGGGGGACUCGCUGAUCAUCAACCUGAUAAACCGUGGGAGGUACAACGUGACGCUGCACUGGCACGGGGUGCGGCAGAUGAGGACGGGGUGGUCGGACGGGCCGGAGUACGUGACGCAGUGCCCGGUGAGGCCCGGGCAGAGCUACCGGUAUCGCUUCACGGUGGCGGCGCAGGAGGGCACCCUCUGGUGGCACGCUCACUCCUCCUGGCUCCGCGCCACCGUCUACGGCGCCCUCCUCAUCCGCCCCCGCGAUGGCACCAGCUACCCCUUCCACGUCCAGCCCACCAGAGAGCUCGCCCCCAUCCUGCUCGGGGAAUGGUGGGACAUGAACCCCGUCGACGUGGUGCGCGCCGCCACGCGCACCGGCGCCGCGCCCAACAUCUCCGACGCCCUCACCGUAAACGCCCAGCCCGGCGACCUCUACAGCUGCUCCUCCCACGACACGGCCUUCUUCCCCGUCACCUCCGGCGAGACCAACCUCCUCCGCUUCAUCAACGCCGCGCUCAACACGGAGCUCUUCGUCUCCCUCGCCGGUCACAACAUGACCGUCGUCGCCGCCGACGCCUCCUACACCAAACCGUACACCACCUCCCUCCUCCUCCUCGCCCCCGGCCAGACCACCGACGUCCUCGUCACCUUCGACCAACCUCCCGGCCGCUACUACCUCGCCGCCCGCGCCUACGCCAGCGCCCAGGGCGUCCCCUUCGACAACACCACCACCACCGCCAUCUUCGACUACGGCGCCGCCAACAACGCCUCCAGCGCCGCCAUCGCCAUGCCCACCCUCCCGGCGUACAACGACACCACCGCCGCCACCGCCUUCACGACGAACCUGCGCGGCCUCCGCAAGGCGGAGCUCCCGUCGCGCGUGGACGAGAGCCUCUUCUUCACCGUCGGCGUCGGCCUCUUCAACUGCACCAACGCCACGGCGCAGCAGUGCGGCGGGCCCAACGGGACGCGGUUCGCGGCGAGCAUCAACAACGUCUCCUUCGUGCUCCCCUCCUCCACCUCCAUCCUCCAGGCGCACCACCACGGCGCACCCGGCGGCGUGUUCACCGCCGACUUCCCGGCGAGCCCGCCGGUGCAGUUCGACUACACGGCGCAGAACGUGAGCCGCGCGCUGUGGCAGCCGGUGCCGGGCACCAAGGUGUACAAGCUCAAGUACGGCUCCGCCGUGCAGGUGGUGCUCCAGGGCACCAACAUCUUCGCCGGCGAGAACCACCCCAUCCACCUCCACGGCUACGACUUCUACAUCCUCGCCGAGGGGUUGGGCAACUUCGAUGCCGGCGCCGACACGGCCAAGUUCAACAUGGAGGAUCCGCCGAUGAGGAACACGGUGGGCGUGCCGGUGAACGGGUGGGCGGUGAUACGGUUCGUGGCGGACAACCCGGGGGUGUGGCUGAUGCACUGCCAUCUCGACGUGCACAUCACCUGGGGCCUCGCCAUGGCCUUCCUCGUCGACGACGGCGUCGGCGAGCUGCAGUCGCUGGAGGCGCCUCCACCUGACCUGCCACUCUGCUAGUGCCUCCAUCAACACAUCAAAUUAAUCACCUCUUGUGUUACUGUUAGCAGCUGAUUAAUCAUUUGGAGAUCAGCAUUACUGAAUUAAUUACAUGUAUCAUUUUUCACAUUUGAUUCAUUAAGAAGAUAACAACAUUCUCUUCAACGCCCAAUUGCAUGUAUAAGUAUAAUAACAAUACAGAUUGAAGUUUGUUGCAAGCAUGUAUCAAGAAAAGUCCUUACCUCGGAGAGAGACAAAGAAAUUCACCUGAAAGAUUAAUUAUUGGGUUAAUUAUCUCCUGGAAAAGAGCUGCUAAGGACAAUACUACAAGUGAGCUUGAUAAAUGACAGAUUCACUUCAUCGGUUUGUCAUACACAACACUACUCUGUUGCAUGCGAAUUGUGAAUUGCAUCUCUUAUGCUAUUAGCAACUGAUUAAUCAUUUAUUUGGAGGCAUUGAAUUGCAUGUACCAUCAUUUUUCAUAUUUGUUCAUGAUCAAGAAACGGCAUUCUCAUUAACACAGAUUGCUGAGGUUGCAAGUAUCAAUAGAAAUCCACACCUGCCAAAUUCACCUCAGAGAAUGGAUCAUCUCCUGUCUGAAGAGCUGAUAAAUACAGCACUGAACUCGACCACUGAGAGAUUCAGUUCAUUCAUUUGUCGCACACAACACAAACUGAAAGUCAAUUUUUCUUUCAUUUGCCUCUUUAUACUCUUAGAGUAUACAGAAAAUAUGAAAAAGUUAUUUCAUUGGUUUCUUCAUGCACUUCCUCACACCAGCAACCAUACCAGCCACUAGCUUCUAAAUAAUAGCUUUUAUGCUCUCAUGUGCAUCCUUCAACUAUCUAUCACACACAAACUACUGUACAUGUAUCACACACCAGCACUGUACAUGUUUCAAGAAAUAUACAAAUAUGUGUAACAGCAAUGGCCGCUCCCCCAGCCUCCCAGGGAACAAAAAAAUUGAUCAGGUGAAGAGAAAUAAUAAAAGAGAAACAAAACAAUUGACCAAUUCAUUAUGUAUUGAGAGCAUCGCAGGUAACUCCAUAACUUCCACUCUAGUAUGCUUUUCACUUUUCACUUGGGGGGAAAUGAUCGAUUCUUAUACCGAGGUGGCCUCAUCUCAUUUUCA